Alnus glutinosa is the source of this 2895-nucleotide messenger RNA. RefSeq lists its product as uncharacterized. Gene Ontology annotation, cellular component: mitochondrial inner membrane. Gene Ontology annotation, biological process: intracellular monoatomic cation homeostasis. Lineage: Eukaryota; Viridiplantae; Streptophyta; Magnoliopsida; Fagales; Betulaceae. The transcript has 15 exons. Gene Ontology annotation, molecular function: calcium ion binding; ribosome binding. Bases 273 to 2552 code for a protein of 759 amino acids. The record is from RefSeq and is a predicted model, not a curated record.
ACUAACCAACAGUGCACAGACAUACACCCAAAUCCUCUCACUUUGUCAAAGACGCACACGCCCCCUGCCACUUUCUUCCCCUUCCUUCCUUCCGUCUCUCUGCUGACUCAGCCGCUCGCGCGCGCACACACACAGUUUCUCUCUCUAGAACUCUCUGUAAGUACCGCUCUGAUCGAUAUUCUUUCCGCUGAGCUUCGAAGGGCUGGCUAAGUCAAGUGGCUGCAUGAGAUAUAUUACCUUUUUUCUCUGCAUAGAGGCUGAAGAUUGUCAUAAUGACUUCAAGAGCAAUUUUGCAAAGGAGGAAAAACCUAUUCAAUUCCUUGAAUCAAUCCACUUGCUUGAUUCGAGGUUUCCCAAGUUUCGAACAUGGACGUACAUCCCCAUCUAAUGAAUUAUUGAGCUCAAGCUGGGUUGCAAAUCAUCCAAUUGCUGCUACUAAUUAUCGAAAUGAAGGAGGUUCAUCUUCAGUCAACAAGGAUGGAUUACCGGGUCUUUCAGCAGCUGGUUUUUGUAGGCAUAACUCAUUCGCAUUUCCAACUUCAGGUUGUGGAAUUGGAAGGUCAAAUUGUGUUCCUUCUCUGGCAGUUCAGUGGCUUUCAUUAUCUAUUCGCUAUGCUUCCACGGCCACAUCCAGUCAACCUGAAAGGGCUGGUCGCAAUGAUGAAAAUCGACAACAGCUUGCUAAGAAGGUAAAGGAAGCUUCACCGGAGGAGUGUGAUCAAGCGGUGGAAGGUUUGACUACUGUUAAAGCCAAAGCAAAAGCUAAGCAGACCCAAGAAUCGCUAAAUAGUGCUGAAUCUAUAAUGAAGAGAGUAUGGACCAGGCUUCUUGGAAUCGGUCCUGCUUUGAGAGCUGUUGCCUCCAUGAGCAGGGAGGACUGGGCUAAGAAGUUUCGCCAUUGGAAGGAUGAAUUCAAAUCUAUAUUGCAGCACUAUUGGUUCGGUACCAAACUACUUUGGGCUGAUGUUAGGAUCAGCUCAAGGUUAUUAUUGAAACUUGCCAAGGGGAAGAGUCUUUCUAGAAGGGAGAGACAACAACUCACACGUACCACAGCUGAUAUUUUCAGGCUAGUUCCUUUCGCAGUUUUUAUUAUAGUUCCAUUCAUGGAGUUCUUGCUGCCAGUAUUCCUCAAACUGUUUCCCAACAUGUUACCAUCAACUUUCCAGGACAAGAUGAAAGAACAGGAGGCUUUGAAAAGGCGGCUUAAUGCAAGAAUAGAAUAUGCGAAGUUUCUUCAGGACACAGUGAAAGAAAUGGCAAAGGAAGUCCAAAACUCACGAAGUGGAGAAGUUAAGAAGACAGCAGAAGAUCUUGAUGAAUUUAUCAAUAAGGUUAGAACAGGUGCUCGUGUUUCCAAUGAUGAAAUUUUAGGCUUUGCCAAGUUAUUCAAUGAUGAGCUUACUUUGGAUAACAUCAGCAGGCCACGGUUAGUAAACAUGUGCAAGUAUAUGGGUAUCAGCUCAUAUGGAACAGAUGCGUAUCUGCGGUUUAUGCUUCGGAAAAGACUGCAAGAGAUCAAGAAUGAUGAUAAGUUGAUUCAAGCCGAGGGUGUGGAUUCACUUUCAGAAGCAGAACUUCGUCAAGCCUGUAGAGAUCGAGGAAUGCUUGAAUUACCUUCAGUGGAGGAAAUGCGGCUAAAGCUGCGUGAUUGGUUGGAUUUGUCUCUUAACCACUCUCUUCCAUCUUCCCUCUUGAUUCUUUCUAGAGCCUUCUCUAUGUAUGGUAAAAGGCCUGAGGAAGUUGUUCAAGAAGCGAUCUCGUCUUUGCCAGAUGAAGUUGUGGAUACUGUUCAAGUGACAACUUUGCCGUCUGAAGAUACUGUUUCAGAAAGGAGGAGGAAGUUGGAGUUCCUAGAAAUGCAGGAAGAAUUGAUCAAGGAGGAGGAAGAGGGAGAGGAGGAGGAGCAGGCCAGGAUGAAGGAAUCUGCUGAUAGCCGAAAAGAUGUGGCUUUGGAAGAGAUGACUACGGCAAUGGCUAGAGAAGCACACGAACAGGCAAGAGUGAAAACAUUGGAGAAAGUGGAGCAGCUUUGUGAGCUCAGUCGUGCAUUGGCUGUUUUGGCUUCAGCAUCUUCAGUAAGCAGGGAGCGUGAAGAGUUCUUGCGACUUGUCAAAAAGGAGAUAGAGCUGUAUAAUAGUGUGGUGGAGAAAGAGGGUACAGAUGGUGAAGAAGAAGCUAAGAGGGCAUACAAAGCUGCCAGGGAGGAGAGUGACCAUGCUACUGAGACAACAGGUGUAGGUCACAAGGUUUCUUCAGCACUUAUAGACAGGGUUGAUGCUAUGCUUCACAAGCUUGAAAAGGAAAUUGAUGAUGUUGAUGCAAAAAUUGGAGACCGAUGGCGGCUGCUUGACAGGGACUAUGAUGGGAAAGUGACACCUGAGGAGGUUGCUUCUGCUGCAAUGUACCUCAAGGACACCUUGGGCAAGGAGGGUAUUCAGGAACUUAUUAGCAACCUUUCCAAGGAUAAAGAAGGAAAGAUACUAGUUGAAGAUAUCGUCAAAUUAGGCAGCGAAAUAGAAGAUGCUGAUACAGCUGAAGCAGGGAAAUCAUAGGCAUAUGCACCCCAUUUAAUUAAUCAUAGCUCUAUCUUUCUGGUUGCAUUGGCAGCUUGGUCGGAGCACAUGUUGCAUAUACUUGGGGACACGGUGCCUGCCUCAAUAUCUAUGAGAUUUUUGCUUUAUGCCCACCUUGAACCGAAGAAAAAGCUUAAAAGAGAUUCUUUGCAGUUGUAGCAAUAGGAAGUAGUGAUGCAUUCCUUACUGCCAUGAAAUCAAUAUAUAGAAGGUGAGAGGUAUUACGGUGUGUAUACUUGUCACUUGACACUACUUAGCUAUGGACUUCGUAACUUUCUGAAUAAAGUGCUCGUGCCAACACUGGCACUUAAAACUCAAGAAA